This is a messenger RNA of Necator americanus (New World hookworm), 336 nucleotides long. RefSeq lists its product as uncharacterized. Bases 1 to 336 code for a protein of 111 amino acids. The record is from RefSeq and is a predicted model, not a curated record. NCBI's taxonomy places the organism in Eukaryota, Metazoa, Nematoda, Chromadorea, Rhabditida, Ancylostomatidae. The transcript has a single exon.
AUGCGAAAGUUGGAAUGGGACGACUUGGGAGUGAAGGUUGAUGGUCGGCAGCUACACCAUUUGCGUUUUGCUGAUGACAUCGUACUGAUAACACCUACCAUCAGCCAAGCGGAACCAAUGCUGACCGAAUUCGACGAAACAUGUGGAUGCAUCGGUCUUCAGCUGAAUCUACAAAAGACGAUGUUCAUGCGGAACGGAUGGGUUUCGAAUGCCCCAUUCACGCUCAACGGAACGAACAUAUCCGAAUGCACCAGCUACGUUUAUCUGGAUCGGGAACUGAACAUGAUGAACGACCUGACCCUCAAGCUGGGCAGGAGGAGACGAGCGGCAUGUUAA